Anguilla anguilla (European eel) is the source of this 4708-nucleotide messenger RNA. Its product is annotated as 5-hydroxytryptamine receptor 1B-like. Gene Ontology annotation, molecular function: G protein-coupled serotonin receptor activity. NCBI's taxonomy places the organism in Eukaryota, Metazoa, Chordata, Actinopteri, Anguilliformes, Anguillidae. Bases 1257 to 2411 code for a protein of 384 amino acids. Gene Ontology annotation, biological process: chemical synaptic transmission; regulation of behavior; vasoconstriction. The record is from RefSeq and is a predicted model, not a curated record. The transcript has a single exon. Gene Ontology annotation, cellular component: plasma membrane.
CACUGCCACGCGCCGUGGCAAGAACCCGUAGUGGAACGCACUGUACUACAGCGUGCAGAACCGAAGAGCGGCAUUCGCAUUUGCGCUGUAAACUGCGACAUUCAGGACAUUAAUUCAUCUUGUAUCGUUAACGCUUCAAAUCUCUAAUACUAUUCGUUUUGGUGGACUAACUGAUCUGUUGUAUCCCGGUCAAUGGAAUUGCAAAGACGAAUGAACGGAUCAUUAUUUUCCUAUUGGCAUGUGUUGCAGUCACAAUCGCAUCUUUCUAAAAGUUAAUUUCACAUCAGACAGACAGCAAUUUUAUUUUAAAAGUCAGAGUAACUUGAACAACGAAUUCGAAUGGUAUUUCCUCAGAAACAGAGCAAACAAAACAAAUAACGGGUACAAGGAUGUGCCACGCAUUCUUCAUGGAGCUAAGAUGAGAGUUGUCCAAGGUUCUACAUCGUGUGGAAGCUGUGAUUCAAACCUGAAAUUCGGGAGUAUCCCGAGCAACGAGCCUCUUGGAGUGUCUGAUGCUGGACCCACGAAGGUCCUGACGCAGUCCAGUGAAACUAAAUUUAGUUGAAACUGCAACCUCGUAACGGCAGUUUUCACUCUUCGUUGGUUGUGGACAGGCAGCAUUGCAAACGCAUGGACGUUACGACCCGGUGGACGACAACUCUCACUCCUUUUGGAGAGGAAAGGGGCCAUUUCGAUCAGUGCUGCGUGUUUUCUGCCAGAAUGCGUUGUACGGAGCCGGGUGCACACCCUUUCACUCUACUGUCAAACUUCUGAAGAACUGCACAGUAUAGAAAUUCGCCUCAAAAUGGACUAGAAUAUCACACAUGUAAAGGGAUCAUGUAUUUUUUUAUUCUUGAAUGUACAGUUGUUUUUCCAAUAUGGACAGAAUGCAAUAAGAAGAAUGAUAUAAGAGUGGGUACAGUGGAAUCGUUGGUGAUGGAGACUUUAGGCUUUAACUUUUGUGGAAAAUGUGAAUGAAGAGUUUUUUUUAAGCAAACGGAAAGCGCCACCGGCCACUGAAACGCUUCUACACAUUUAUUUCACUGCAUCUGCUGUGACCUGUGUCACAGUGAAACAGUGGACUGGAAGAGAGUUAUAUGUGGAAAAGAUGUCCAGGAUAUCGACAUUCUACCGGGAAGACAUACCUCUGUUUUAGCGAUGUCGCUCUUUUAUUUAUUUCUAAAAAAAGAAAAGGCUCUUUGAUAAUUCUGUAGAUAGUGCUUCACAUCAGACGUAGGAUUAGACUGUCGUGAGGGAUGGAGCGCUCUAGUCAGUUCAAGCCGACGCCCGCGAUUUACGGAGGGCUGCUGAAUAUUUCAACCAACGACACAAAUGCGAACUACACCUCAAAAGUGGAGGAAAAAGACGCAAAUCUCGUUUUCCAGGCAGGCUUAGCGGUAACCCUGUCAAUUAUAACUUUUGCCACAACAUUAUCAAACGCUUUCGUCAUUGCUACAAUUUAUCAGUCCAGGAAGUUGCACACUCCAGCGAACUUUCUUAUAGCCUCACUAGCCGUCACCGACCUUUUAGUGUCCAUUUUGGUGAUGCCCAUAAGCGCAUUGUACACGGUAACUCACACAUGGACCUUGGGCCAAGUGAUAUGCGACAUUUGGUUGUCUUCGGAUAUCACGUGUUGCACAGCAUCAAUUCUUCACCUCUGUGUAAUUGCCUUGGAUCGUUACUGGGCUAUAACGGAUGCAGUCGAAUAUUCAAAAAAGCGCACAUCAGCGCGCGCGGCGGGGAUGAUUGCUACCGCUUGGGUGAUUGCUAUCUCCAUCUCUAUGCCACCCUUGUUCUGGCGUCAGGUCAAAGCGGGGGAGUUGACCAGCUGUGAUGUAAAUACAGACCACAUUUUCUACACUAUCUAUUCAACGUUUGGGGCUUUUUAUAUACCCACUCUGCUGCUUAUUGUUCUCUAUGGUCGGAUCUACGUUGAAGCCCGAAAACGGAUCUUAAAACAGUCGCCCAAAAAAACAGGGAAAAGACUUACUUCAGCUCAUUUGAUCACAAACUCGCCGGGAUCCGUGGCGUCUACGACGUCUCUGACCUACGGUACGCACGAAUCCUCCUCUUACGAUACAGGUUCCUCCAUCAGUGCAAAUCAGGUUAAAGUGACCGUGUCCGAUGCACUUUUGGAAAAGAAGCGAAUCUCCGCUGCCAGGGAGAAAAAGGCGACUAAAACUUUGGGAAUAAUAUUGGGCGCAUACAUAAUAUGCUGGUUGCCCUUCUUCAUUUACACGUUAUUGGUGUCUAUAUGUACAACCUGCACUUUCUAUCAAGAGUUAUUUGACAUAUUCACGUGGCUAGGUUACCUUAACUCUUUAAUCAAUCCCAUCAUUUAUACAAUGUCCAACGAUGAUUUCAAAAAGGCUUUUCACAAGCUCGUACGCUUUAGGUGUUGUAGAUCUUGAGGUACCGGUAAAGCGCAACGUGAAACAAGCUACGGCUACCAAAAUCGUCUCCUGAUGUAAUGGUCCACAAAAUCUUUGUUAUGUGAUCCUGAUAAACAUAAAACAUUGUCAAAAUAUGUUCAUUAUUUCCUGUUAAACUUAAGUGUAUCACUACAAUUCUAGCUUAUAUCACGGUAGCAAACCAUUUUGUGGCUAGUCUACUGCCAAAGCCACUGCUUAGAAAACUUGCGCAAAUUAAAAACUGCAUCUCUGCAUUCUGCAUUCCAAACGACAAGAUGUACUUCACGUAUUGUGUUUGAGUCCUUUCUAAAACGGAAACACAACGUUAAGCAGCAAGAUAUUGCUAUGGAGAGAGGCUUUGAGCAUAUACACAAGCUUAAAGCUGUCAGUGGUUUGGGUUAAAUAUAACAGUAAACAGCAGUCUCUCAGACAAAAUAUUAGCUACUUUAUACACAGCUAAAGUGUAUUUAUUUAUUUAUUUAUUUAUUUAUUUAUUUAUUUAUUUAUUUACCAGAAAGCGCAAUUCUGUGAAAGGGCUUGGCACCGAUUAAUUGACUUCACAAUGCAAAAGAAAUAGCCAGUUUCUGAAGCCCUAUAAUUUUGUGCGUAACGCAAGUUCUGGUUUGUCUAAGAAUUAUCUAAUAUCAAUAGUAAUGUAAAAUCCGAUACAAAUGGACAUUCAUAUUGACGUUGCAGAAUCAAUGCAGCCAAGCAAUUAACCAUUCCUGAAUGACAAAAAGCAUACUCGUCAGCGACGUAGUAUGAUACAUGUUGCAGUUCAGCUGCAAAUGCCCAUUGAUCAUUCUUAAAUAGUUAAACUCAACAUUAUCGUAUUAUUAAUGACGGGCUGUAAAAACAGACUUGAUUCAACCCUCAAGAGACAUUUCGUGUUCACAGAUUGGAGACUUCGCUUCUAUCAUUUACUACCAAAUUAACUGUUUCAUAACUGAUUAUUAAUAUCCAACAUGGCUUAAAGCAGUGUAAUUGUUUAUAUAAUUUAUAUAGUUUGUGUUUAUUGUAAAUGUAUCAAUAUGUAUUAUAUUUACUUACAUCGUCAUACACCCAUAUUAACUAAAUUAUACGAUUUUCUUAGCGACUAAAAAAUCAAUAAAAUAGACAUUCGUGGAUGUAGCCAAUUAUUGAAGUCUGCCACCCGUUGAUUGGCAUAUUUUAAUAAUAGAAUUGUUUAUUGAGUAUAAACUUGCACAAUCUGAUUAGAUUGUUUUAUUUCACCUGCUAAAAAUGAUGGUCUAUAGAUCAUAAUGUAGCCUAUUCAGAAAAUAAGGUUAUGUCAGAAUGAGUCGAAUGGAGACUAAUUAUGAGCUUGAGUUAGACAAUUUUCAGCAGCUCCAGUAGUGUAAUGACAAAAACGAAUAUGCCUGCAAUUUAUUGCGAAAUAUCACACAAAAGUUAAGUAGGAAACAAAUAAGAUGUGGGCUAGCACAUCCUCCCAUGAAAAUGACUUACUAGUUGUAUUAUGGAUAAUGUGUACCAGAGGUAGGAAUUUAAAGGAUUGAAAACAUGUUUUUUAUGCAAACCUAAUGUGUAAAUUGAAAUGUAUGUACAGUAAAAUAUAUGUAUGCACGUAUGUAUACAUUCAUGUAUUAAUUUCUCAGUUUCAUUUAUUUUUGGGCCCAACUUAUUAAUUGUUAUUUGGAAAUGAGUGGUUGUGUGGACAUUAAGCUAAACAGGAUAUCAACCUUUAAAGGAUAUAUUUCUGCAAAGGCAGAAUUAUUGAGGCCAGAUCUUUAACUUGACCUGUUGAUCAGAGAAUGGCAAGAUAUGUAUCCCUUUUUCUCUUACUGUACUAGUUUCAGUUUGUUGCUUGCUGUUUGCACAAUGUAAUUACGAUAUGCCAGCCUUCAUAUGUGAUUGUGCAAGAGCUACAUAUCUGGAAAACAGUCGUAAUGUACUCUGAUUCCCAUGAUAGAAAUUGUCAAUCCACCUGCAUUACUUAGUUCUGAAAAGUGGUAUAAGAUGAAAAAAAAAAAUUCAUGACUUAACAUUUUAUUAGAGGGGUAGUUGCAGCUGAUAUGACCAAAAGUGUGCCUAAAUCUACGACAGGAAUACUACAUGUGUUCAAUGACACAGUUUGCCAUGGAAAUGUGUUCUGGAACACAGAGAGUCGCAGUGCCCAUGUAAUGGAAACCAUCUUUCAUGCAAGGUCUGCUGUACAAUAAAGGCUUCUCUGCACACAUGCAACCGUGCUGUGAAUUGUGGGUUAAGUUCCCUCCAGAUGGAGCUUAAAUUGCUGCUGCUGUGAAAAGAUACAAUAAAUAAAACCUGACCUGAAAACA